UACGAUAGGACUUUUUAGCGUUUGCUUCAUAUGUGUGUUUCCCAAAGUUUCUUUGCAGCUUCUCCUCUCUCCAGAAAUUAGGUUUCCGUCGCAAAACCACGAUCAGAUCUCAUACUCUCAGCUCUCUCUGCUUGUUUUAGAGAAUGUCAGAAGAUCCAGAGUACCGCUGCUUCAUUGGUGGGCUUGCGUGGUCAACGUCUGACCGUGGCCUCAGAGAUGCCUUUGAGAAGUACGGUCACCUCCUUGAGGCCAAGGUGGUUCUUGACAAGUUUUCUGGCCGUUCCCGUGGUUUUGGGUUCAUCACCUUUGAUGAGAAAAAAGCUAUGGAUGAAGCUAUUGCAGCAAUGAAUGGGAUGGAUUUAGACGGGAGAACAAUAACUGUUGAUAAAGCUCAGCCACAUCAAGGUGGGUCAGGCAGAGAUCAUGAUGGUGACCGUAGUCGUGGUGAUCGCGGAUAUGACCGUGACCGUAGCCGUCCCUCUGGUGGUGGACGAGGUUCAGGUGGUGGAGAUUGCUUUAAAUGUGGCAAGCCUGGACAUUUUGCAAGGGAGUGUCCUUCUGAAACUAGUAGAGGUGGUGGGGGAAGGUACAGUGGAAAAGACGAUAGGUACAGUGGAAAUGAUGAUAGGUACGGUGGAAAAGAAGAUAGGUACGGUGCCAAGGAGGAUAGGUAUGGUGGGAAGGAUGAUAGGUACAGUGGAAAGGAUGAUAGGUACAGUGCAAAAGACGAUAGGUAUGGUGCAAAGGAUGAUAGGUAUGGUAGGGAUGGUGCUAGGGAUGGUGGAGGUAGUCGCUAUGGGCCUGAUCGCAGUGGAGAACGUUCUGGAGGACGUAGCCGGGAUGGUGGCAGCCGUGGAGGUCCAGGAGGUGAGAGGCACAGCCGUGCUCCGUAUGACCGCCCCAGAGCUGGUGGCUUUCACUAGAAUUCUUUUCCAGAGGUUAAGGAAAGGAGUGGAAGGUUUCUGCUUUCGGCUCUCUUGUCAAGUGCGAAGUUGAAGUUCCGCUGGAUGGUCUGUUUUUCUUCAAUGUAUUUGGAUAGCUCAAGAAAGAAGAUGUGUCUCUGUUUUGGCCCUAAACUCAAGAGUCGGCUUUGUUCCUUAAGUGCUCUCCUUUUGAUAUGUUGGUCCGUAUGGAAACCUUGUGGUUUGAGACACAAUUUGAGAUGUGCUACUUUAUGCUUAUCAUAAUGAAUCCCUGGGUUAUCCCCUAACACCAAA
Eutrema salsugineum is the source of this 1217-nucleotide messenger RNA. RefSeq names its product glycine-rich RNA-binding protein RZ1A. Lineage: Eukaryota; Viridiplantae; Streptophyta; Magnoliopsida; Brassicales; Brassicaceae. Gene Ontology annotation, molecular function: RNA binding; zinc ion binding. The coding region runs from base 144 to 923 and encodes 259 amino acids. The record is from RefSeq and is a predicted model, not a curated record. The transcript is spliced from 4 exons.